Messenger RNA from Saccostrea cuccullata (small rock oyster), 585 nucleotides. RefSeq lists its product as uncharacterized. The transcript has 3 exons. Bases 1 to 585 code for a protein of 194 amino acids. The record is from RefSeq and is a predicted model, not a curated record. NCBI's taxonomy places the organism in Eukaryota, Metazoa, Mollusca, Bivalvia, Ostreida, Ostreidae.
AUGGAGUCAGUAUCUAGAAAGAGGAUUCUUACUUCUCCUAGUAAUCUGACAUCACAAGAUGGUAGUAUCAAGACAGAGAAUUUUACUUCUCCUAGUAACCUGAUAUCACAGGGAGUAGAUAAACAAGGGACCAAUGGUACUUACAACAUAGAUGCAGAAGAUCCGGCCUGUAGUAACUGGUUAAGAUUCGUUAAUUCUCCCGCCAAAUAUCAACAGGAAAAUGUCGUUCCUAUCACGUGCGAGGGCAUCAUCUUCUAUAUGACGUCACGUGACGUAGAGCCGGAAGUUGAUCUCAACGGUUCAUUUGCAUUUCGUGCCAAUGUUUUGACAUUUGACGAAAAUGAAAGACUCAUUUUUGAUAAUUGGACACCAGUUAUGUAUCAGAACUGGAAUCCUAACGAUGAGGGCGAGACAGCAGUUGACCCAAUCUUUGGCCUCCUUUUGACUUAUCAUAACGACGGCAGAUGGCGCUGGGUGACUGAGAGAAACUAUACGUACUAUACAGGAGAAGACGGACUAAAAAUCCCCUUUAUUUGUGAGGAUUCUCCAUUUUAUUUGGAGCAUAAAGAGUGUUCUGUUACAUAA